AUGACAUUACUUGAUGCCGAAGUAAAGAAACUUAUCGGGAAGACGCCGACAUAUAUGCGACCGCCAUUUUUUAGCACCUCAGAUGAAGUCCUAAGAAUUUUGGGAGAAAUGCAGUACCACGUUAUUAACGCCGAUAUCGAUACCAAGGACUUUGAGAACACGAAGCCCGAGACUAAUGACAAGUCGUUUCAGAACUUCAAGAACUUAUUUGGCAAGGGAUCUAUUUCCCUAAUGCACGAUGUACACAACACGACAGUCAACCAGUUAAUACCUAAUGUUAUCCCUUUCUUGCAGAAAAGCGGAAAAACAUCAAUGACAGUCGGGGAGUGUCUAGGCGAUCCGAAAGAAAACUGGUAUCGAGAGAAUAAAAUCGGCGGUACAGUCGUCCAAGGGCCGGUCAAAAAGCAACCGGCCGGCAAGAGCUGCGGUUGUAACGCCCGUAAGUCUUAG
Metarhizium brunneum ARSEF 3297 is the source of this 450-nucleotide messenger RNA. RefSeq names its product Chitin deacetylase (gene CDA1). The record is from RefSeq and is a predicted model, not a curated record. NCBI's taxonomy places the organism in Eukaryota, Fungi, Ascomycota, Sordariomycetes, Hypocreales, Clavicipitaceae. Gene Ontology annotation, biological process: carbohydrate metabolic process. Gene Ontology annotation, molecular function: hydrolase activity, acting on carbon-nitrogen (but not peptide) bonds.